Molecule: messenger RNA, 1787 nt
Organism: Amphiprion ocellaris (clown anemonefish)
Lineage: Eukaryota; Metazoa; Chordata; Actinopteri; Pomacentridae
Gene: taf1a
Product: TATA box binding protein (TBP)-associated factor, RNA polymerase I, A
Exons: 12
Coding region: 270-1550 (426 amino acids)
Biological process (GO): transcription by RNA polymerase I
Cellular component (GO): RNA polymerase I transcription regulator complex
Source: RefSeq, a predicted model, not a curated record
AAUACGAGGCAGAAGAAGAAGUGCCAAGCUAGUUACUUUAAAGUUUGCUCGCUUAUACAGGUUAGCUGCUAAUUUAGCAUCGGCACACUGUCGGUUUCCAUUAGCAACAUGUGCGCAAGCUUUACUGCUGGAAGAUUCAAGACACCCUGUGCCAGAUGCAGCAAAGCAGCCCCAGAACAUAACAGAGCCUCCUCCAUGUUUCACAGGCAUGCUUCGUAAAGCAGUAAAUAGCAGUUGAUGAGCAGCUCAGUGGAUUUUGUGUGCUGAUUAUGGAUGACUUGGAUAGAGAGCUUGGGCCUUAUGAACCUGUAGAAGAUUUCAGUGAUUUCUCAGUUGACAACUCUUCAAAAGGAGGGACAAAUGUAAAGCACCCCAAUGUUAAUCCCACCAUGUGUCUAGAGACACCACGUGAAACUGGGUUUCACCGGAGUACCAGAAUCUGUCUGGAGCAGAUCAGAGAAGCGAUACUGCAUCAUAGAUGGCAGGAGGCAGCAGAAUAUAUGGCAUGCUACCCCCAAUUACUAGAGGACACAUGUCUUCCUCUAGCACAGCAAAAUAAAGAGCUUCUUUGGAGAAUCUCCAUUAAUAUCCUUCAUCAUCAUCCCAACUCAACAAUGGAAGAUUACAACAACAUCUGUGAACGAAUGAAACAUUCUGGCAUCAGACAUCAUUUAAUGAUUUGUCUGGAACAUUCUUUCCACCUGCUGCUACAUGGUCAGGCUGAAGAUGCGAAGUGGCAACUGUCUUCAGCUGAGAGCUGGAGACAUGGGAAGGAGUCAGCAGCUCAGCAUCAGAGGGCAAAACUGAUCCAGGCAUACAGGAGCUUGCUGGAUUAUGUCAUCUGGUGUGACAAAAGGUUUUCAAACUCCAAUAAUUAUUUUGACUCUGACAACCAAGGCAUGCAUAACAACUUCAGACAGGCUUCUCUCAAUCUAAAGGAGAUUUUGAAAAGUCCUGGUGUCUGGGAUUCCUUCAUACUGAGUUACAUUGAUAUGCUGGAGCUCUAUGAUGACCACGAGGAGGCUCUUAAAAUUCUGAAUGACUACGCAUAUAACAACAAUUUUCCACCCAAUCCCAAUGCACAUGCCUAUCUGUACCGGUACUUAAAGCGGCAUGAUGCUUCAGAGAAGAACUUGAUGAGAGUGUUGAAGGUUCUGCAUAUAUUGGUCCCAAGCCAUGAGUUGAUGUUGGACUACAGUACUCUUCUGCUUAACUCAGAGAACGAAGCAGACAUCCAGAAAGCUUUAGGUAUCAUUCUGGACAUGCUGGACUUCACCUGCUGGAGGACCAAUAUGGACGUUUGGAAGUGUUUAAAGGCUGUUAUUCAGAGACUGGAAAUACAAGAAGACUGGGAGAAUUUUGUCUGUGAAAAGAUGGCUCUAAGAAAAGACUGGUGGCCUGCGCUGCACUUCACAAGCUUCCAUGCCAGCAAAGAUCUUGAGGAGAACCCUGAGCUUUGGAAAGUGAAAGCGUCACUUGAAAAAGUUCUUUGUCCAAAACAAACACUGAAGUACACUGCUGAUUGCGUAACUAAUGGAAAAAGGACUUGAGAGGAAAAAUAUCAAAUUGUCUUUUCAAACGCUCAAAAAGAAGCUGACAUGCCAUCGGGAAGCAAAUGAAAACCCAGGCAAGGCAUGUUGAUGAGGCGUCUUCAUAAAUACACUUUUUACAUGAAGUUUAUGUCAGAGUUUCAUUUUCUUUCAUUAAAAUAUUCUGAAUGCAAGGUUGACUUGCACAUUAUGUGUUUUCAAACUCCUAAAUAUAGUUCCUUCAGCUUGUGCUAUCCA